This is a messenger RNA of Hylaeus anthracinus, 5207 nucleotides long. RefSeq names its product integrator complex subunit 12-like. Bases 453 to 1259 code for a protein of 268 amino acids. NCBI's taxonomy places the organism in Eukaryota, Metazoa, Arthropoda, Insecta, Hymenoptera, Colletidae. Gene Ontology annotation, cellular component: integrator complex. The record is from RefSeq and is a predicted model, not a curated record. The transcript has 5 exons. Gene Ontology annotation, biological process: snRNA 3'-end processing.
UUGUUGGAAGAGAAACAUACUAAUAUAAAUCUAUCAUUCCUAUCCUAUCGUUUUGUCCCAUAUUAUGUAAAAUAAUGGACACGGCGUGGGCGUUGAUUGAAUAUGGAAUAUGAUAUUAAAAAGCCUAGAUUCCCGUGAUCCGUUAUAAUUUUAUCAUCCAUUCCAUUCGAGUCGAAUAAAAAUUCUUUGUAUCGCGUAUUCGAAUGUGUUAUAUAUCAUUCGAAGACUGGGUAUCUUAAAUCUAAAUACAUUCGAACGAAACUUUAUUAACAUUCGUCGAUUUUUACACACCAAGAGAGUUUGUAAUUCGUAAUUUUAAUACGUGCAAUGUUUUUGAUUGCAACGUAUCGCAUGUAACAGUUAAAUAUAAUAAAUAAAGUGAUAGGUAAAUAUACCACGGAUAAUCACGCAUUAUCUCUUUAAUAAAUUUAUUAAAACAAGCCGACUGUACCAUGUCGCAGUUGGAUUUAGAUCCUCAAUUUAUGCAAGGUUUGCACCUUUUACAUUCCACUAAUAAAGACUCUGCGGAACAGCUACGUGUGCUCCUAGACGAAGCCAUCAAGCAAAAAUAUGGACCGUCUAAAAUGUUAUCGAACGUAUUACAUAAAAAGUAUAUGAUGGAGGAACCGGUGCUGAGCGAUCACAGCAGCAGCAGCAGUGGUAAAAAGAGCAAAAGCUCCGGAUCUUCUUCCAAACAUUCGAGCAAGUCGAGUAAAAACAGUUCCCCUGUGAAUCUACCGACGCGCGACACGCCGCCUGAUGUUAUACAGACUGAUAACACGUUAGCAUUAGAAAUAUUGGAGGAUGACCUGACGUGCGUUAUUUGCAAAGGAAUGGACGUUGGCGCGAGGAACAGACUGGUAGAAUGUUCGGAGUGCCAUUCUUUGUACCAUCAGGAAUGUCACGUUCCGCAUAUUUUAGAUUCUCAAAUAGAUGUUCCAGGAUUGGUCUGGUAUUGCUCGAAUUGUUCAAAGUCUCAGGUCUCUAAAGAGAGGAGUUCACCAAAAACAGUGAUAGAAAGCAAAUCCAAGGAACCAAAGAAAUCUAACGCGAGUGGCGGAAACAAAGUUACACCAAAUAUUCAUAUUAUAAGCGCAGACAGAAGGUUAAAGGAUAUGAUGAAGAAAGCAAAACAGGACAAACGAAGUACAAGUACUGCUCCGAGUUCAAAAAAUUCUUCGUCCAGUACAACAACGUUGUCUUCGACAAAAUCUCAGGAGAAAUCGCUACUGUACAAGAUCAAGUCAGGCGUGGAAUAAAAUUCUCGGCUAUACGAAUAUUUUGACAAUAUUUUACGGUAUAGAGGGAACUUGAACAAAUUAUAUAAUACCAAUUUUACGAGAGGAUUACGCGUGGAGCGAUUAAUUAAUUAAAGAAACAGCCGUAAUUACGAUUAACGAGUCGAUGAAAUUUAGAUGGAUAAUAUCAGUUUUAUAUCGAGCUACGCGCAGAAUCUAUGUUCCAGAUUGUACCAGAUUGUACGCGAAACUUACAAAUUUUACCUUUUACAUUGUUUUAAUCGAAUUUAUUACGAAAUAUGCACGGAAUGAUCGCCUGAAUGUAAUUUGUUAUCGUAACUUUUAGCUGAAAAAAUAUAAUUUUUUGUACGAAAAGGAGUCGUUCCUUUAACUUCGGCCAGAAGUAGAAUCGCGCGAAAGAAAGUUUUCGGGUAUUACAAGAAGAGGUGCCACGACCGUGAGGAUUCAUUUAUAAUACCAAUAUAUUUUUGCAAUUUUCCAAAUGCUUAUUUGUUUGUCCCUACGUCCCAUUGAAAAUUUGGCAAGAGUCAUUUCGUUCUCGAGUGUUACUUAAAACCUACUUAUAUGCGAGAUGGGGGGUUGAACACUAUUUACAGAGGACCUUUUUCAGGGGUUGCAUUUCGCGCACGUACACACAUCUAGAGACUCGCAUUCAUACGGCACACGUAAAGCGGUAUCGCACACAAUUUGCAUUCGUUGGCCGAAGAUAUACGGUGACCUAAUUAACACGAGUAUAAUGUAACGAGUAUAAAUGUAAGAAAUAGGAGAGUUUUAUGCGCGAAGAGGGCUUUCAGUAUCUAAUCAAUCUAAUGAAUGUAAAUUGAACGCGAGGGAAAUUUACAAUAAAUUGUAAUGAAAUAUAGUUCCCAAAAAUGUACAAAUUUUUGUUAAAAAUAUCGUAAAAUAUUGUAAGCUAUUGUAAGUUCACCGUAGCUCUUCGGCAGACUGUACGUACACAUUGUAGGCUACAUAACGAGGAAAAGACGCGCUCGAGAUUCGUGGCAACGAAAACGUCCACGUUUAGCAUAAAUUCUCAUGCACGCGGUGUUCCCGCGACGACGGAUACGCUUCGAGUCUAUUCUUUCAGGGAACGGAAUCAUCCCCCCCAUCGUUUUCCGAAGCUUAACAAAGAAUAAUUUUAAUUCGACACGACGUUCGGAUUUCGUCUAUACUACGAAGCAUGACAUACUAAUUCGACUCGUAAACCGCUGAAACAUUCCUCGAUUUAAUUACGAUACGGUACAUACGUUUAAUGCGGAAUUGACAAGCUUUUCAGAUGGAUGGAGUAAACUGUCGUGCGUGAUACGAAAUAACGAGAAAUUACGCCGAGUUAAUCGAUUCGUCUCUACGGAAUUUAACCGGUUGCGGUCGUACGUCGGGCAGGCCCCGACGAAACAGGGCGAAUUUGUUGACUUUAUGAAUUCUCGAGUCUCAGAUAUACGGAACGAUUCGUCGAAGAUCGAAGCAAUAUGUUGUUAUUUACGUGAUGUAUCAGAACGUGACCUUGAAGUGACCUUGAAGUGACCUCAGCCCGAAGGACGUCGAGUACAAUAUAAAAUUUGAGAUCACCUCGACGUUUCAAGGUUUCCUUGACAAUUUCGAAGAUACAAGAUUCACAAGAAAUUUAGUUUAACUCAAAUAUCGCUCUACAGAUUCGAAUUUCUGAAAUCAUCAAAUUCUCCGAUCGACGAAUCGUUCCAUGUUAUAAUCUCUGGUUUACAAUAAGAAAUUGCAAGCACUUUUUCCUUAAAUGUCGUCAUAUUUUCGUCUCUCCUACGAUACGCAGGCAUUUCACACGAAGUCUGUACAGAGUUGUACAUUUAAGGAAAAACGUCGGCAGAGUUUCGUCGAGAAUCGUAUUCGUCACGCGUUGUGACGAACCUUUCGUACUUUCUAUUCCCGGUACAAGAUUCCGCGCGAAUCUUCCGAAACGAACGAUCGUCAAAGAUGUACCACACAAUUGUCGGGCGUCCUUUCGAGUUCCGAUAACAGCGACGAGAUGUAUAAUGCGAAUAUGUGCGCACGUAUGCGAGCGUACGUCAAUCUGCGCUAUGCGCGAUUAUUGUUAAAUCAAAGACAUUCGUUGCGCCCUCGAGAGAACCGUUCCUUACAUUGUGGACGUUACAUGGUUUUCACGUUUGUGUCUCGUGCCUCGACAACGUAUCGCUGUCGCUAAUUAUCGCUUUAGCUAGGAAUGAAAAUUGUUUUCCUUUAAGUUUAUAAAAAAAUACAAGUCAGAGAAUUUUACAAUUCCAGGAGCUUCGUUUUCACGUAUCUAUUAUAUUUAGUAUUCGCUUCGGUCGAACGUGUAUUUAGAGAGAUACCUACGAAAGGUUAAAUAUUCUUCGAACGAGUUUCGCUGAUACAAAAAUAUCGAGCAACAAUAUAAAAAAAAAAAAAAAAAAAAAAAAAAAAAAAAAAAAAAAAAAAAAAAAGAGAAGAAAACAGAGCGUUUCGGAUCGCAUACGUAUCUCUACCUAUAAAAAAGUAUCAUCCACAAUCUAAGGGAUAGUAUGUAUCUGAAUAUACACGCGCGUACACUUUCAGCGAUUAAUUUAAUACAAGUUUCAAGUAUAAUUAGAAAAUGCGUACUCGUAACUCAAUAUUAAGCUCCUUACGAAUAACACAGGGCGGCGAUUGUUUAAACAUUUCGUACCGUGAAUUGUUCGUUAAAUUUCACACGUUUCCUUAACCUACGGUUUCGUGAGCGACACGGCGUGACAGUAACUUAAUGAUGGAAUUUAAAAAAAAAGAAAAAAAAAAAAAAAGAUGUCUUUAAUUUACAACUAAAUUGUGUAUACACGAUACAUAAUUUGCACGAUACUUUCGUUUAACAUAAAUAUUUGCGCCGCAAGAUCCGCGAUAUCGUAACUACGAUAUCGUACCGAUAAAAAUCUGUUUACAAAUAUUACCGUUGCAAUUUCGCUCAAGCUACGUCCAAUGUAGGAAGACGAAUAAACCGCGAGAACAUUCUAUUUUACAAAUUUAUUAAAAGAGAAAGAAAACUGUAUCGUUUGCGCGAACAAUUUGUUCAAAUAUUUGGAAAGACAUGUAUUUUGCUCGAUUUUCUAAAAUUUCUAUAUAGUCGGUAUGUAUUGUAGUCUACACAUAAAGUCGAAGAAGAAUAUACUCGAUGCAUUUGUAAAUAUAAUCACUGUUUUCAUCGUUACUUUUAUACAUUCAUUUCUUACACAAGAGCGCGCACCUCGUUUGCCCUUUCUUUCGAACGUGGUCGCGUUAGACGUAAUGUUCUUAUCCGAAGAGUCGUUAACAAUUUCGAGCAGGCAGCAUAUUCAUUUUUAUUUUAUUCGAGAUGGUGUCAAGUGUAGCGUUACUUCUUUUUCUGCAAUGAAAACAAGAAAAAGAAAAAGAAGUCUGCCUUGUAUUAUACAUUAAGUAAUCCGACUCGCUCGAAGAUACGUUUACGCUUUUCGAAUAAUAUAAAACAAAGUACGUUCAACAAAUAAGAAUACUCGGCAAAAUAAUCCCCCGUUACUUACAAUACGCGUACUUUUUUUAAAUUCAAUAUACAAGAGAGUCGCUUUUAAUUCCUUACGAGUACCUUGAAUACAUAUAAAAAAAAACAAACUGCGUGUUCUAGGCGUAUCGUAAAAAUGAUAACAGAAUGAAUAUAUAAAUAAUCAAAGAUUCAUCGGGUGCCUAGGCUCGUUCGUUCUGUUAUCAUUCGUUAUCUAAUUAUUCGCAACUAACAUUUUUUUUCUUUUUUUCCAUGAAAUGCACACUGGAAACAUAUAGCGUAUACAAAAAUUAAAUUAUUACAUGGCUUCGAGGUUCGUAAUGCUUAUAAGUUUCUCCGGAGUGUCUUGUAACAUACGUGUUCCGUACGACUGAGAAACUUAAAUGCAAAAUAAAAGCAGCGGAAUCUAACGUCUCGAGAAAAUUGCAGCUGCUGCACGUACAAAAAAAAAAAAAGAUAAAGAAAUAAAG